UCCGUAAAAUGCAAAGGAGUGAAGCUCCUAUUAACAGACACUGCUGGUGUCAUUGCUGAAGGGGAAAUGGGCCCUCUGGCCAGUGAUGUCAUUAUUAAACCUGAGAAUGGUACUAGCAUCAAAACAAGUUUGAGUAAUCUCACGUUGACUGAUACAACCACCAGCACUCAGGUCAUUAGUACUGUUGCUGAUCCUUUGAUUGAUUUUGGUCUUCAAAUUUACAAAGUUCCUUCGGCUGAUAAUGCCGACAUUGAAGUGACCGCUACUGUCAACAGGAUACAGGCUGCAGUUAUGUUCACAUUCAUCAAGAGGUUGCUAUCAUUUGUUAAGUCCAUGAAUGUUAAGAAGGAGCUGGUUGAAUCAGCCAAGGAAGCCACCAAUGAACAAGCUAAGAAAGCUAUUGAAACAGCAAAGAAGGCCAGAUCAAAGCGUAUUAAACUAGAUAUAACAGUUGAUGCUCCAGUGGUCAGCCUCUUACUAACGUCAGGUGCUAGCUUCAUGGUCGAUCUUGGCAUUCUUCAAUUAUCAAACAAGUUUGAGCCGGCCCUUAAGCACUACAGCAAUACAGGGGAUGAGCUAGUAGACGUAAUGAGUCUGUCACUGAAAGAUUUGCAAGUUGUCAGACGUUUCGACAAAGGGUCUCACACCAUCAUAUCUCCAGUAACACUUAAAGGAGGAAUCAUCAGGACAUUGGAGGCCCUUAAUACAGACAUACCUAAUGUAGCGAUUGAGUUUAACAUUGACAGCAUCGGUAUAUCAUUUAAUCCUGGAGAUUAUAACGAAGUGUUUAAUGUCCUCAAGGAAUUGCCUACGUCAUCAUCUACUAAUGAGGAGUCAGCUGAUACCAGGAAUGUUAAGUCAUUGAGUAAGACAGGGCCAACAGCUGAUCCCUCAUCAUCAUCAUCAUCAGGGAGUAAUGGGGACUCUCCCUCUGAUUUCAAACUUAACUUUAAGAUGAGUAUCGGAUCCCUGGGUCUAUCUGUGGAGAGUGACUCUAAACAGACUGAGAUUGUCUCCAUUAAACUAACUAGCCUAGAGUCUUCCUUGGGGCUUGACCACAGCUACAUUAGAAUUGGUUUCCUUAUUAAAUCAUUGGAAAUUGCUGACCCACUCUCCAGCUCUUUCCCUCUGACAGUUAUUCGUUGUAAAAUCUCUGCUUUUCUCCUUUAUUUAUACUCUUCUCUCCCUCCAGAAAAUGCUCCUGGGCCAGCCUCCCACGCAAUUGAACAAGGUGGAAGUGAUGUUACUGAUGUAGCAGUCCAGGAUGACUACACUAAUUUCAAAGUUGAAAUAUUUGCUGAUGGAAUCUCAGCUAAUCUUUCAGACACAAAGGUACAAGCUGCUAGACUGUGUAUUGAGCGUAUCAAGUGUCAAGCUAGCAUUACCUCAACCAGCUUGCUUGAUAGUAGCAUUGAUAUUGGAAUAAUAUCAAUUAUUGAUGUUAGGGAUCCAUUAGUUAAUGAUAAGACACUACUGUGUAGUAGCAGUGAUGGAAAUGUCUCAAUGAUAUCGCUGACAUUUAAACAAGAUCCUCAGCUACACCAAAGAACUGGUUUGCUAAAUGUCUCUAAUCCACUGGUGACAAUAAGCAUUGAGUACUUAUUAUAUUUAAUCGGAUACUUAAAGACAUUGUACGAGCCUUUCCUACCAAGCACUCCCUCCCAGCCCUCUCCUCCUAAGCCUCCUAAGUCAGAGGCUGAUGGUGCUACUGUGGAACAGUAUGAGAUGAAGUUGACUGGUUCUAUUGUCAAUGCGCGGCUUGCUGCUUCUGGUGAUGAGCCUAACCAAGCACUGAUAGCUCAAACUGGAGUGUCUCUUGGUAUUUCAUUGAAGGAUGGUUCUAUUUCUAUUCACUCGUCACUCGAUGACUGUACACUAUAUACUGGUUCACCUACUGCUAAAACUACAGUGAACAAGGACAAUAUUAUCCUUUCUCCUUGCACCCUGUCCUUUACAUUGUCCACUAUGUCUGGUCACAAUAUAAUCCUUCAUCUUAAAAGAGUGGAGCUAUUUGUUGCUCCUUCAACAGUCCGUCUGGUCCUCAGUAUAUUAAAUAAGAUACAGGCUGAGACCAAUACAGAGGGAGAGAAAGAGAAGAGGGUCAUAACUGCUCCUCCUGACCUGUUACUGGAUAAACCAGUGGAUGAGUCCAAGUGGUAUUUUAAGAGCCAGGAGCACAUUAUAUCAAGAAUAGUUCAAGACAGUCACCUUGAUGGAAAGAAAGGAGAAUUAUUAAUGCUUGAUAUAGAUCAAGUCUCUAUCACUUUAUUGCAAGAGCAUCCAAGAACUGGUGAAGUAUCAUCAGCUUUCAGUAUAUUACUAGGAAGCUAUGGGAAUAAAGGACUUCACCUUCAGGCACAAGAGUGGUCUGGAGAG
Amphimedon queenslandica is the source of this 2376-nucleotide messenger RNA. RefSeq lists its product as uncharacterized. The record is from RefSeq and is a predicted model, not a curated record. Lineage: Eukaryota; Metazoa; Porifera; Demospongiae; Haplosclerida; Niphatidae. The annotation marks the transcript as partial. The transcript has 13 exons.